Molecule: messenger RNA, 1530 nt
Organism: Erpetoichthys calabaricus (reedfish)
Lineage: Eukaryota; Metazoa; Chordata; Cladistia; Polypteriformes; Polypteridae
Gene: alg2
Product: ALG2 alpha-1,3/1,6-mannosyltransferase
Exons: 3
Coding region: 254-1462 (402 amino acids)
Molecular function (GO): alpha-1,3-mannosyltransferase activity; GDP-Man:Man(1)GlcNAc(2)-PP-Dol alpha-1,3-mannosyltransferase activity
Source: RefSeq, a predicted model, not a curated record
UAGAGCUAGUCAUAGAGAGUGAGUGGUUAUUAGCGAAGUACAGGAAUCUGAUGUGGGAACAAUAUGGGAUCUUAGAAUCCAAAACAUAUAUGUAUAUACACACCUCAAGGCAGUUGGAGCAAGGGUAAUCAUCGUUUUAUUUUUGUUCAUACAGAAGUAGGAAGCGUGCAACUGACGGUCUCCUUUUGAAUCCUAAGGGACAGUCCUUUAUUUACUUGAUCUGUGCACGACACAGUUCCUCACUCACCAAGGUAUGGUGAACGUCGUGUUUCUCCACCCGGACCUGGGCAUUGGUGGCGCUGAAAGGCUGGUAGUGGAUGCUGCUUUGGCACUGAGAUCUAAAGGCUGCAACAUUCAAAUAUGGACAGCACAUUAUGACCCUGACCAUUGUUUCUCUGAAACUAAAGACUCCGGGAUCCCAAUUGUCUGUGUUGGUGACUGGCUUCCUAGGAGUAUUCUUGGCUAUUUCCAUGCAGUAUGUGCCUAUAUCCGCAUGAUUUAUGUCACCUGGUACCUCAUCUUUCUCAGCGGUGUUGAGUUUGAAGUGGUAUUUUGUGACCAGGUGUCUGCAUGCAUCCCUGUGCUCCGAUUUGCAAGGAGGAGAAAGAAGGUGCUCUUCUAUUGCCAUUUUCCUGACCAGCUCCUUGCAGAGCGCAAGACUGCUAUCAAGCAACUUUACAGGGCUCCCCUAGACUAUCUAGAAGAAUUAACAACUGGUAUGGCUGAUUGCAUUGUGGUCAACAGCCAGUUCACAGCAGGUGUCUUCAAGCACACGUUCAAGUCUUUGUCUGCUCUGCAAGUAGAUGUUCUGUAUCCAUCACUAAAUUUUACUAUAUUUGACACUCGGCCUAAUGAUCUUGAAGGUCUUAUUCCAGAGCACAAAAAGAUUGUGUUUCUUUCAAUUAACAGAUAUGAAAGGAAGAAGAACUUGCCUCUUGCCCUGGAAGCCCUAAACCAACUGCACAGCAAAAUUUCUGCAGAUGAGUGGCAGAAAGUACACCUUGUCAUGGCGGGUGGUUAUGACGACAGAGUUCUGGAAAAUGUGGAGCAUUACAAGGAGCUGAAAGCCUUGUCUGACACACUUGGUUUAGCCGACCAUGUCACUUAUCUUCGGUCCUUUUCAGACACACAGAAGAUUUCCCUUUUACACAACUGUUCUUGUGUCCUCUACACCCCCAGCAAUGAGCAUUUUGGGAUUGUGCCAUUAGAAGCAAUGUACACACGGUGUCCUGUAAUUGCUGUUAAUUCAGGAGGGCCACUCGAAUCGAUUGCUGAUGGUGAGACUGGGUUUCUUUGUGAUCCACAGCCUAAGUUGUUUGCGGAGGCCAUGGAGAAAUUUGUGAAAGAUCCAAUCCUUAAGAAAAAGAUGGGAGAGGCUGGCAGACAGCAGGUUUUAAAACUGUUUUCACCAGAAGCUUUUGCUACGCAACUUUAUCAUUAUGUAUGUAAACUGUCAGAGUAAAACGGACCUCUUUUGUAGAGAUGCUGUUUGUGAUAAAUUUUGAUCAAUAAAUGUUUUCAUAAACUGCA